AUGAAUGCAGAUGUCAGCUGCAAGACCUGCUGGGAAGUGGCAGCUGCAGGAGAUGUUGGCACCUGCAGAGGGGCACUGUUCCGCCGCAGCCAGCCCUUGGAGCAGCAGAGAUCACACCUCCCCGUGGGGGGUUUGGUCAGCCCCACAUGUCAGCUGAGCCACGAGGGAACUCAGCCACAGUGUGAAGCACACCCGGCAGGGUGGGUUUCUGGGAAUACUUUAUUUUCAAAAACAGGUCUAACGGUCUGGCCCAUGUGGCUCAAUGGUGGAACACUGACCUAUGAACCAGAAGGUCACCAUUCGAUUCCCCAUCAAGGCACAUGCCCCAUCAGUGAUUCUCAUCAUUGA
Messenger RNA from Pipistrellus nathusii (Nathusius's pipistrelle), 348 nucleotides. The record is from the annotation of a GenBank genome assembly. NCBI's taxonomy places the organism in Eukaryota, Metazoa, Chordata, Mammalia, Chiroptera, Vespertilionidae.